AUGUUCACCGGUAUUGUCGAAGAGAUUGGCACCAUCUCUCGCAUCGAGAAUGAUGCCGCCACCGGUAGCUCGGUCAUGACCGUCACCAUCUCCCCCGGAUCCAGCCUCCUCGCAGACUGCCACGAGGGCGACUCCAUCGCCGUCAACGGCGUCUGCCUGACCGUGACGUCCUUUUCCAAGGACACCUUCACCAUCGGCGUCGCGCCCGAGACGCUGCGCAUCACCAACCUCGGCACGCUCGUAGAGUCCGGCAAGGUGAACCUGGAACGCGCCGUCAGGGCCGACACCCGCAUGGGCGGCCACUUUGUCCAGGGCCACGUCGACACAACCGCCGAGAUCCUCUCAGUAACGCCGGAUGGCAAUGCUCUCACUUUCCGGUUCCAGCCAAAGAAGAGGGAGUUUCUGCGGUAUAUUGUGUACAAGGGAUACAUUGGCAUUGAUGGAACCAGCUUGACUGUCACACAAGUCAAUGAUGCUGAGGGGUGGUGGGAGAUUAUGUUGAUUACAUACUCUCAGGAGAGAGUUGUCCUGGCAAACAAGGUCAAGGGCGAUACCGUCAACAUCGAGGUUGACAUGAUGGCCAAGUACGCUGAAAAGUCCCUGGGCGGUAUUCUUGGCGACGGCAACGCUUCUUCGAUCCCUCUUCUUGAGAAGAUUGUUGAGCGUGUCAUUGCAAAGAGCCAGGGUGCAAAGCCAUAA
Messenger RNA from Trichoderma atroviride IMI 206040, 699 nucleotides. RefSeq lists its product as uncharacterized. Gene Ontology annotation, molecular function: riboflavin synthase activity. Lineage: Eukaryota; Fungi; Ascomycota; Sordariomycetes; Hypocreales; Hypocreaceae. Gene Ontology annotation, biological process: riboflavin biosynthetic process. The record is from RefSeq and is a predicted model, not a curated record.